UGGACUGUGGAACGCGCCAAUUGUCAAUUAGUCAAGUCAAUGAUUUUGAUUUGUCAAAAACUUUGCAAAAACGUAAAAACCUCUGGUGAAGUGUUGAGCAAAAGCGAAUUAAUAAAAAUAAUUUAACAUUUGCAAUGUUCCAUUUUUCGAAUCUAUCUAAAAAAUAUUCAAUUAAAAUUCAAAUUGGUGGAGUUUGAUUAGUGAAUGAUAAUUUUUGUAAUUCCCUUCACAAAAUGUCUAUAUCUAUAAAAGAGUUUAGUAAGGCUUGGUGGACUGAAGUGUACAAUCGUAUUAUCGGCGCUACGGUCUUCCUGGACGAUUACAGUGCCGAGUGCUUACAUUGGGAAGGAGGACUUUACAAUCUUAUUAGCAAUGGAGCGGUUACUGUUAAGGGCUUGUCGCCUUUUGAGACAGGGACAGGAUCAGGGAAGGCAGUAUUUAUAACACAAGCAACAUCCACUCAACUUCGUAUAAUUUGCGAGAUAAUUCGCAGGAGUGACAUUACCCAUUGUACCCUCAUAUCCUGUGUCAGCUUGGAAAUCGUUUACUUAGAAAUGAACGAGGGAAAAGAUGUCAGUGAUGCUAUGUUAGCGGGGAAGGCUCAAGCGGAGGCAACAAGUCAAUUGGAAAACAUGCUCAAAGAGGCACUCAAAAAAAAGCAAUCUGUAGUGGAAGUUGUCUAUAUACCUCUUUUUGCUAUAUCUCCAACAAAUGUAGUCUUUUUGACACCACCAUGUCGAGAAGUAUACCCGAGGUUUGAUGGGAAAUUGACUCCGGACACACCAACUUUAGACUUGUAUGCUUUAAAAAGUGAUGAGAGAGGUCUAGUAAGAAGACUGGCUAGUGGUCUCAACAGUAUGUUUGAUUCUAUGAAUAUGAAGGAAGAUAUAUUUUACAUGGGUGCCUGCAGCUCAUUAAUUGCUGGCAUUUUAGAGAACUCGCCGGUGUGUGUUUCAAGAAGAAAGAAUUGCUCCAACCCUGUCUCAUUAAUACUUGUUGAUCGAACAUUAGAUCUCUGUGGUGUAACGGGUCACUCAUCGGAAUCCAUUCUUGAUGAAAUUAUGGCACUACUUCCUAAGUUUCCAGGGCACACCAAUGAUGUCGCUGUUGAUAUGUCCUCACUCUGUGAAGUUGAUUUAAUUUCCCAUCCGGACGAUGUGCAGUUGAGUCCAGGGUGCUUAUAUCACCCUAAUGAUGAUUCCUGUGCCCAAACCUACGACCACAUGAUCAACAAAUCAGAAAAGGAAGUGAUGUUUGAUUUAUACAAUAAAUUGUCAAAACUUGAUGUUCAAAAAUCACCAGGUCCUAAAGUACUUCUAAAAGUUACGUCGCAAAGUUUGGAAAAGAUAAUUUCAGCAUGUAAAGGUAAUUAUGACAUUAUUGGCAAGCAUCUAGGCGUAUUGCAGCAAGCAUUGGGUGUGGUGCAAACUUUAAAAUCUCCAGGGCGAGCGGAAUUUCAAUUAUUCAUGAAUCUAGAACGACAAGUACAAGAGAACCUUGCUGCUAGCAGAGACUCCACUAGUGUAGUGAAUCAGAUAAGUCAUCUCAUUAAGACAAGAAAGCAUCGUAAUAUAUCUUUCGAGAAUCUCCUGGCCCUACUGGUUCAUGUAUACUCCCUAGUGGGAACGGAAGUCAUGUUCAACAAGCAGCAUGAGGAAAGUUUACAGAAAUCAAUCAGUGCUGCCAUAUACGAAGACCGUGCAAGUUUAUUUAAUCGCGAUUUUUUUCAUAUGAAAACACGGGAAGAGUGUGAAGUGAUUGCCAAGGGAGUAAUGGAUCGUUUAAAAGAAAUCUCACAGAUGAGAAGGAUUUUGCAUAAAUACAACUCCAUAUUAAAGCCCUGUGAGACGGGAGUUGGUCACGAGUACCGAGGAGUCUUGCAACAGUUGGUUGAAGAUUUAGUGAAUACUGAUCGGCCUGAAAUGGUGGACCUACGUCACAGGAAUGAGGGCAUCAAGGAUUUCUUAAGAAGUGGACUGAAUAUAUUAACAAGCAAGAAGAAAACAACAAAACAUCCAUUGGACAACUCGACUGUAAUACUCUUUGUUGUCGGUGGCAUCACUGCUGAGGAGUGCAAGCAGUUACACCGUACUGUUAUAACCAGCGGUGUGGACAACGUGGUACUGAUAGGAUCCACUAAAUAUGUGACUCCACUUGACGCGGUUGUGGAUGCUCUUAAUAUUGAUGCGCAUAAAGCCUGAACUUUAUAAUUUCUGUUAUAUAGCUGUGCCUGCAACUUCGUCCGCGCAUUGAUCA
Molecule: messenger RNA, 2256 nt
Organism: Melitaea cinxia (Glanville fritillary)
Lineage: Eukaryota; Metazoa; Arthropoda; Insecta; Lepidoptera; Nymphalidae
Product: sec1 family domain-containing protein 2-like
Exons: 10
Coding region: 234-2201 (655 amino acids)
Biological process (GO): vesicle-mediated transport; intracellular protein transport
Source: RefSeq, a predicted model, not a curated record